AUCGAUGUAAAAGCCUCUUCUCCUCUCUGAGUAAUCUUUCUCUCUACCAGCUACUGGGCUAACAGUCCUACCACUCUAGAUAUGUCUAUACUGUAUCUCUCCAUUUCUUGUCGUUACCUCUUUAAGCUUAGGGGGCUUUUGUAAUUCUAACUCCUUCCACCUAGCUAGCUGGUACCUAUCUUCUUCUGAGAGCUCCCAUCAACAUGGGUUUCUCUCGUUUUUUAUGUAUAUGCAGUAAUUAGUUUUUCUUGGGAGAAAAUAUUAUUAUAGAAUUUGAUUAGUUUAGGGAUAGGAAGCUCUUGGCAUUUCGGUCCACCCCUUGAAUGCUAUUACCAAAAAAGUUAUUCAUCAUACAUGUUUUUAUAAAAUACUUUUAAAAAACAUUUUUUUUUGUUGGUAUGUUUGGGAUAUAUAUAUAUAUAUAUAUGUAUGUAUGUGUGUGUAUAUUUUGUACUUACGACUUUGUCCACCCCUCCUCUCUCUCUCUCUCAUGAUUUUUGCAGGGACAUCAGGUCCUAAAGAAAACCAUUCUGGUUUUCGUCAGUUCAACCCAAGCCUUGAGGGUGCACAUCCAGCCUCCUGCCCCUCCAUCUUGUGUCUGUUUCUGUGAUGAGGAUGAGUUAACCAAUGGUCCAUUUCCUUAGUUUUGUGAUAUUACGGAUGGUGUUUCUUGUAGGACAGUGAGCUUUGCUUCUGUUUUUUCUUUUUUGUUAUUUGUUGUGGAUGGAUUUGGGGGUGGUGGGUUUGGAUGGGGUGGUGGGUUCAGAGAAUGGUUUUGUUUCUCUUGCUAAUUCAUCAGAUCCUGAAAGAAGGCAGAAGUGGUACGGAUCUGGAUUCCUCAAGCAAGAGCGAUCUGAAACUGGGACUGGCACUCCCACUGAAGAUGAUUGGAGAGGCUUAAAGAUGCCCAAAACUACUGAUGACUUCUCAGCCUCCAAGGCAAUGUUGCUUCCUCAGAGAAGUGCUGGUUUACUGAGAUCUAAUAGCACGCUCUUCUCUGAUGGUCAGCAGCAGCAGAUGCUCAGUUUCUCUUCUCCCAAAUCAGAAGCCUUAUUAAUGGAGAGAAGCCCACAAAAUGGUGUUUAUUACAGUAGAAAUACAGGGUACAACGCGGGAAGCUUAAAUGCUGCAAGCAUAACUGGACUGAGAGGACCAUUCACCCCAUCUCAAUGGAUGGAGCUAGAGCACCAGGCCUUGAUUUACAAGUACAUAACUGCAAAUGUGCCUGUACCCUCCAAUUUGCUCAUUCCUAUCAGAAGAGCCCUUGAUUCAGCUGGCUUCUCAACCUUUUCAGGCGGAGCUCUGAGACCCAGUACAUUGGGAUGGAGCUCUUUCCAUCUGGGCUUUUCCAACAGCACUGACCCUGAGCCGGGGCGGUGCCGGAGGACUGAUGGGAAGAAAUGGCGGUGCUCGAGAGAUGCAGUUGCCGAUCAGAAGUAUUGUGAGCGGCACAUGAACAGGGGCCGCCAUCGUUCAAGAAAGCCUGUGGAAGGCCAAAGUGGCCAUUCCGUCUCCGGAGCAACCACCACCACAAAGCUGAUGACUGCUGCCUCGUCAUCAGUGCCGGUGGUGGUGCCCAGUGGCGGCACAUCCAACAGUAUUGCUGAUGCUAAGAAUUUGCAGCCUUGCAGUGCAUCUAAUCCUUCUACAGCAACCCAACUCAACAGGAUUUAUCUGAACAAAGAGAAUGUUGGCGAGAGAGUGCAGGAUACAGCAGGCCUCUCCAUGUUAUCUCCUACUAUUAACUUGAAGCCUAAAGAGAACCCAUUCUCCCUUCCAAAACAGCAAGCUCCAUAUGAAGAGCCUUCUCAAACUGAGUUAGGAAUUAUUUCCUCUGGCUCCCUCCUCAACCCUUCGCAUAAAAGCCCAUCUUUUAACUGCCGAAAUUUUGGUGCUUCCCAGGGCCUCAGCAGCCGAGAAUCCGAACCUCAACAUGCACUUCGCCAUUUCGUAGAUGAUUGGCCUAAAAGCCAGUCAGACCGAUCAACCAUUUCCUGGCCUGAAAUAGGUUUGCAGCCAGACAGGACCCAGCUUUCCAUUUCAAUCCCCAUGGGUUCCUCAACCUUCUUGCCCACAUCAUCUUCUCCUCCCCCAAAUGAAAAGGUCACGCUCUCACCACUGAGAUUGUCACGCGAGAUUGACCCAAUUCAAAUGGGAUUGGGAGUGGGCGGUGUCAUCAAUGAGCCAAAUAACAGGCAAGCUAAUUGGAUCCCUAUAUCAUGGGAAACUUCCAUGGGUGGACCUCUUGGGGAGGUUCUGCAUAGUACAAAUAGCAGUGGUGCUGGGGACUGCAAGAACUCAUCAGCUCUUAACCUAAUGACUGAGGGCUGGGACAGCAGCCCACGGUUAGGGUCUUCUCCAACUGGGGUCCUACAGAAGACAACAUUUGGUUCUCUUUCCAACAGCAGUGCCGGUAGCAGCCCAAGAGCAGAAAACAAAACCCAUGAAGGGGCUAGCUUGUGCAAUGAUCUCCUUGGCACAACUCUUACAAACUCUUCCUCCCUGCCUGCCUUGUAACCUAUGGACUCACAAGUAGAAGACAUCCAAGUGAUGAAGAGAGCUUUUAUGUUGCUGACAGACCUAGAACAAUUAAUUUUGGGAGUUUGAAUUAGUUUUGUUGAUUUCUUAAAUCUUAUAACUUGUUUCUCUUUUGAGUUGGCCUUGUUAAAAACCUAAGAGAGGCAUCUGCCAUGGGCCUGUCAUCUUGAAAUGUUAUUGUGGUUUGUUUUGGUA
This is a messenger RNA of Malania oleifera, 2733 nucleotides long. RefSeq names its product growth-regulating factor 1-like. Gene Ontology annotation, cellular component: nucleus. NCBI's taxonomy places the organism in Eukaryota, Viridiplantae, Streptophyta, Magnoliopsida, Santalales, Ximeniaceae. The transcript has 4 exons. Gene Ontology annotation, molecular function: ATP binding. Bases 724 to 2517 code for a protein of 597 amino acids. Gene Ontology annotation, biological process: DNA-templated transcription; developmental process; regulation of DNA-templated transcription. The record is from RefSeq and is a predicted model, not a curated record.